CCUUGUCCUCACGAGCUCUCAUCGGAGCGCUCGUUGUGCUCUUUCUCGCCCUCGUCCUCGUUCCAUCCGGCACCAUACAGUCCCUCCGCGCCGCCGCGCCGCGCCUCGUCUCCCGCAGUAGCAUCCGCCUCGCGCCACUCCAGGCCCUCCUCUCGCCACUUGUCUGCCCGCCUCAACCCGCCCCCGCGACCACCCGCACAAUGUCCUCGUCCUCCUUUGGCUUCGAGCGCUGGGACCCCAACGGCGCCGAACUCAUCCUCAAGCCUUCGCGCAGCCACGCCGACCCGCGCAGCCUCAAGGGCAAGCGCGUGCUCGUCAUCGGCGGGUCGGGCUCCGUCGGCAGCCACCAGGUCGACGGCUUCGCCAAGGCCGGCGCGGAGGUGCUGCUGGCGAGCAGGAAACUGCCCAACGCCGAGGCGGCAGCCAAGGACGCUGCGAAGCGUGUCCCCGGGGCGAAAAUCAUCCCGGUCGCCGGCGACCUCGGCACGUUUGACGGUGCGGCCAAGUUCGCCGACAAGGUGACGAAAGACCACGGGCAGGUGGACCACGUCGUCGUCGCCAUUGGCUCCUGGUGGUCAGGCCGCGGGCUGUGGGAUGUCCCGCCCGACGUGUGGCAGCGCUUCUUUGUCGACGUGACCACCGGGUACAUUGCGAGCCUGCACGCGUGGCUGCCGCGCCUGCCCGAGGCCGGCGCGAUGGUGUGGAUCCUCGGCGCGAGCGGCGUCGUGCCCGUCCCUGGGGCGGGGCCCUUGUCUAUGGCCCAAGCGAGCCUGGUCAUGGCGCAGCGCGUCGUCGAGGCCGAGACGGGCGACUCGCGCCGCCUGUUCUCCAUCGUCCUGGGUAACCUCGCCACCCGGGAGCGGCCGGGCGCGCCGUCCUCGUGGAUCUCGGCAGACGAGGCCGCCGAAGUGGCUGUCGCGCUCGCUGCGCGCCCGGACGCGCCGAGCCAGGGCGUCGUUAUUCGCCAUCGCACAGCGCUCGACUCGGUGCAGAAGCGCCUCGGGCUCAAGUAG
This is a messenger RNA of Vanrija pseudolonga, 1013 nucleotides long. RefSeq names its product 11-beta-hydroxysteroid dehydrogenase-like 2 (gene HSD2). The coding region runs from base 201 to 1013 and encodes 270 amino acids. Lineage: Eukaryota; Fungi; Basidiomycota; Tremellomycetes; Trichosporonales; Trichosporonaceae. The record is from RefSeq and is a predicted model, not a curated record. The transcript has a single exon.